Lodderomyces beijingensis is the source of this 2310-nucleotide messenger RNA. The record is from the annotation of a GenBank genome assembly. Lineage: Eukaryota; Fungi; Ascomycota; Pichiomycetes; Serinales; Debaryomycetaceae.
AUGCCCAUUGAAAAGAAAAGGAAGGUAGACGACAGCGGACUGCUGUCGGAACUACUGAACUCCUCGCCAACAACACCAAAUAAACCACGGUUGCCAAAGAAACUCAGUUGUCAACGAUGCCGACUACGGAAGAUGCGAUGCGACUUUAACUCUCCGUGUCUGAACUGCACCGCCAUGAAACUCGAGUGUGUUGAGACGACGCAGGACUUGCGAAAGAAAAGACCGCCUGCGACGUAUGUCAAGACAUUGGAAUCUCAAGUUUCCAAUAUCAAGCUGUUUAUCGAGUCGUUGCAAAGAUUGAAAAAUACAGAGGAACAAUUGGGUCUUUUGAAAAACACCGAUUUAUCUGGUAUUUUGGAUGGCAGCUCACUUGAUCCUUUGCUCUCGCAACAACAAGAACAGCAGCAGCAGCAGCAGCAACAGCAGCAUGAUCAUCACGAGCAAAACGACGAUGUUGAUGAAACCAAGGCGAUAUAUGGCCCCACCUCGGUUUACAACAGCACCAUAAUUACUUCCAACGGCAACAUCUCCAAUAAAAAUCCUUCUUCCAAAAGAGAGCUUGAAGUUAAAAGCAUCAAGGAUUUGAACAAGGAUCCCGAGAUUUUGCAAUGUAUCCAUUUAUUCUUCACCUGGCAAUAUCCAGACCACAACAUGUUCAUCUUUAGAGAGGCGUUCCUUUUUGAUUUCUUUAACCCGACGUUGACUAGCAUGUACUGCUCCAAGGUGCUAGUGCUCAGUAUAUGUGCCCUUGGCUCGCGAAUGUCAUUGGAUGAAAAAAUUUACAAAAAAUCAAAAGACUUUUACAAGGACGCCAAGAGUCUCUUGUUGAAUUCCAUAAGUCAACCCUCGAUCACGUCGUUGCAGAGCUUCAUGUUGCUUGCAUUCUUUGACAUUUGCAACGGACUGAAUUCAAGCGGGUGGAUGUUAUCUGGAAACGCAAUGCGAAUGGGGUUUGACAUUGGGUUCCAGUUGAACCCCGAAGUUUGGUUUGUUAAAUCAAAGGAGAGCUUGAACAAGUUGGACGUGGAAAUCAGAUCGAGAAUAUACUGGGGCUGCUACAUGGCAGACCACUUUAUAAGUCUCGUUCUAGGGCGUCCUUCCAUUUUAAAGCUUUCCGAUGCCUCGAUUCCUGAAACCAGCGAUUUGCCCGACUUGGAAUGGAUCGAUGAUUUCACUUACAAUGGCUACAUCAAAAACAAGGGCAGUUCAUCUAAAAGAAGAAAACCACCGGCAGAAAUUUCCCGGACAACCUAUACGGCCAAAGUUGAAUCGUAUAUAAGCGAUCCUUUAAAUCAAAUCAUCAAUCUCAUCAACAUAUCGGAUAACAUGUUGAAUGACAUUUUCACCAAAUCCGACCUUGAGCAUGAAAAAGCCAACAACACAAACGAUGACUUGAACUUGGGUUCGAGGUUGGGGAAGGUGUUUGAUUAUAACUGGCAAAUAAUGCGAUGGAAAGAGAAUCUUCCCGGAGAUUUGCAAUGGAAUAGGAGAGCAUUGAUCGAGACGGGUGAAAACCCGGCAUAUUCUGGAAUCCGGUACUACUACUACAUCUUGAUCCUAUGUCUCAACCGGCCUUUUAUAGGCUUGGAGUCGGAGACGUUCCCCACCAAUAAUCAUUUAUCUCCCAAGUCCAUUUGCUUGAGUGCCAUUGACGACUUGUACGAAUCGGUGAAUAAAUUCGAAACGGAACAUGGCUAUAAGCGAGCCUCGAUUUUCAUUGUCUAUGCUUCGAUAUUGUCAAUUUCGAUCAUCUUGUUGACCAACUCCACCAUUUCACAGUCCAACGAGUAUAGUGAACGGUUACAAUUCUUCAUGGGUGUCCUCCGUGGCUGUUCCAGAACUUGGAAACUUGCUGAAAAGUCGCACAAUUUGAUCAAGGAAAAGUUGAAGCGAAGCUAUGAUUCGGAAGAUUUGAAAAUAAUAAGAAGUCAAGGUGAGGAGAUGUUGAGAAAUACAAUCAGGAAUGCGCCCUCCUCCAUCGCCAGCACAACCGCCACUACCAACGACCUCACUACCAACGCCAACAACGCCAUCACCACCAAGAAGAACGGCAACGACAACGGUGACAAAAAAAACGCAAAUGCUGCUCGUCCAAGCACAAGCAUUGGCUCAGUCAGUAGUAUCGAUAACUCAUCCGCAGUCAAACCUUCUCCCAUCUCAUCAGAAUCAUACAGCAUCACCAAUCCCGAUUUUCUCUUGGAUGACAACAUUGAUUUCCUUGGCGGUCCGCCGGUUCUUAUGACAUCGGAUCUAUUCAACGAGGAUUGGGAAUCCUUAUUCCCAGAUUACAUUUUCCAUUCAAAGAAUUGA